Messenger RNA from Seminavis robusta, 2249 nucleotides. The record is from the annotation of a GenBank genome assembly. Lineage: Eukaryota; Bacillariophyta; Bacillariophyceae; Naviculales; Naviculaceae.
CUUGGCCUUGUCCAGGUCGGCAGGAUCUUUUUCUGUCAGUGAGAAUCCUGAAAGCUGCUUGCAUGGACGUGGCGCUUCAGACUCCAACGGUACCUUUUACUAGCUAGCUAGUAGAUAGAUGUCCAGCAACCCAGUGGAAGAAGGAUACCAAUACGACUGUACGCACCCAUCUCUCAUCUAUUCUCUGGAUCUCUGGUUGCAUUGGCACCCAUCCAUCAACCUACAAGUUUGUUGGCAGCUACCCUUCAUUUAUUUUUGGGCUCUGAGUUCUUGAGGUCCCAUUCUCUUCCAUUUUUUUCUUCCAAGAACGAAUAAUAAUAAAAUAAACAUCCACCAUGGGCGCCUGCAUGAGUUCCCAGGAAAUGCUGAUUGCCACGACGGACGGCGAUGUGGAAUCCUUUCACAGCAAGUUUAUCGAAGACGUCAAGCUGGGCGAAGGAGAAUUUGGAGUGGUCAAGCGAGUCUUUGCCACGUCGGACACCAACAAACAAACUCCCUUGGCCUGCAAGACAUUGAAAAAGGGCAUGACCUUCAAGGACAAUCAACUCUACCCCGCACUGCCUCCCGAAAUGCUGCGGGGAGAAAUUGACAUGUUGCGCGCCUUGAAAACAUCCGUCAAUGAAAACCCCAAUUACUGUCUGCAGCUCCAUUCCAUUUACGAAUCACCCAAGGUCAUUCUCAUGGUGACGGAACUCUGUGGUGGAGGAGAAAUGCUCGAGUAUGUCGCCAAGCAGGAUCAACUGAGGACCGAAGAUAUCUCCCGCAUUGCCUUUCAGUUGAUCACCGCCAUUGACUACUGUGCCAAAAACAGAAUUCUUCACAGAGACUUGAAGCCCGCCAACAUUAUGUUUCAUUCGGAUUCUCCCAAGGCACAGCUCCGUGUCAUUGAUUUUGGAGCUGGAGUGCAAGAUAUGGAAGAGAACAAGAUGCAUACAACCUUUGCAGGAACCCCCUUUUACAACUCCCCCGAGAUUUUCCAACAAAAGUACACUCAGAAAACCGAUGUCUUUAGUGUCGGCGUCACCCUCUACGUGCUGACAUCGGGAUAUCCAGCCGAUUCUUUGCAAAAAGCAUUCAACUUGCUACAGAAAUCCAAACGAGACCUCAAAAAGCUUCCCAACAUGCCACAAAACAUGCCCGAAUCAUUCUACGAUCUACUUAAUGGAUUGUUGGUAUACCAUGCCAAGAACCGAAAGACGGCAGGUGAAUUACUCAAUCAUCCCUUUGUCACAUUCCACCAACAAUUGGAACAAGAAGAAGCUGAAGAAGCUGCCGACACGGUGGUCGGGGCGCUGCCCACGACGCCUGUACCCAACAAACGUCCGUCCAUGCUCAAGAGUCAAUCCUUUUCCGUCAAUGGCGCCGUCGAACGUCAUACCCUCAUGCUCAGUUAUCAAUCCUUUGAACGAUCGCUCACCACAUUGUUGGCCACCAUGUUGUCACAGCCCGAUUUGUCACGGCUCUUGGAGUUGGUGCAAAAGGCACAAGUGGCAGUAUUGAUUGAAGAAGAAGGAACCGAACACACCACGGGCAGUGCCAGUGAACAGGCUGCGCCUCUCGAACCCGAUCAGUUGGGGGUCAUUUCUUUGAAUCGUCUCUACGAGAUUGUCAAGACCGAUUUGAACAAUGAGGAUGUUAUCAACCGGGCCAAGAGUCUUCCCAAUGCUUCCAGCUACAUUAAAUUUGCCUAUCAUACGGCCCUCUUGCAAGAUUUUGUCAAACCAGCCUACCAAAACAACAACACGUCUACAACCAAGGAAGUGGACGUGGACGACAUGGAAUUUGACGGUGGAAAACUGCGUCGGCAUAGCCAUAUGAACAACAAUAAACGUCUUGCUUCGCUUGGUGGAGGAUCGAGUGGAUCCACCAUGUCGUCCAUGAGGGACUUGUCAAAGUGGUCCGCGGAUGCCAAGGGCAGCGGCUCCGUUCGUGGAGGUGGUGCCAUGAGUCGUUUGGGAGUGUCCUUCCGAAAGGGACCCCGUGGUGGAGGCAUGAACCGUGCACAAUCCGUCAUGAUUGCGGGUGUCUAGCUCUGUUGUCUGCAGACCCGAUUCGACAAUUUUACAAGUUUUGCACUUGGAAGUGUUUUGGUUUUGUGUCCACGCUUGUUGCCCCAAGUUUGCAUGGCUUGCUCUUGAAGAUCAAGCCACAAAGGCUAUGGAUGGAUUGAUUGAUCAUAUUUUCAUUACUACUGCUUCUGUUGUUCAGCUAAAACCUUUGAACUCAUAAAAGAAAUACUGUUUUGCUUU